Epinephelus moara (kelp grouper) is the source of this 1345-nucleotide messenger RNA. RefSeq names its product arginine/serine-rich protein 1 (gene rsrp1). Bases 235 to 1167 code for a protein of 310 amino acids. The record is from RefSeq and is a predicted model, not a curated record. Lineage: Eukaryota; Metazoa; Chordata; Actinopteri; Perciformes; Serranidae. The transcript is spliced from 5 exons.
UACUCAACCAGCUUCGCCUUCAUUCGCGUGACGACGGCAGACGGAUCAUCUUCUUAGGGAAGACAAAGAUCGCACGUUUGGCUUCACCAACAUAGUUAAGCCCUGUUGAGUUAUAUUGCAAAAUUAUUAUCUCGUUAUACCAUAUUUGAAGGCGACAUCCAUCGAUUAUAUCAACGUUAUCGGAACAAAAGGUUUCAAGCUACACUCGCCAAGCUUGUGGCAGAAAACAAAACAAUGGCCAAGAGAGAAGACUCCCACUCUGACAUGGCCCAUGCUCGCCAAAGUGAUGGCAUUAACGUCAUCUUUGACGAGAAAAGCCCCGCUUCAACUCGAUCCAGAUCCAGAUCCAGCAGCAGCUGUGACAGCAGACGCUCCCAUGGCUCAGGUCGCUCCCAUGGCUCAGGUCGCUCCCAUGGCUCAGAUCACUACAGGGGACGUGGUUACAACAGGGGGCGUUACAGGUCAUCAUCAUCUUCAUCCAGCAGCAGGUCCUCUUCUCGCAGCAGGUCCUCCUCUCGCGGCAGGUCCCGCUCUCACCCUCGUUGCCACAGACCUUUCUCACGCUGUCGCUGUGAGAACCAUCACAGAUAUGGCCGUGGCCGCAGAUCCCCACCACGACGCUACAGGUCCCGCUCCAGGUCUUCCAGCCGUUGGAGCCGGUACAGGAGGGCUUCAAGUCGGGUUUCUCCACCUAAAACAUAUAGAAGUGACUCAAGGUCCGGACCUUCAGGGCAUUCCAUCAACUUGACUUUGGAUGACAAAAGAGAACUCCUUAAAGCAGCAGUGGCCAAUGCUGCGACGAUUCUAGGAGUGGAGAAGUUGAAACUUCCUGAGAGUGUGAAACCAAUCCUGCCAGAGCAGUCAGAGGAGUCCAAACAGGUUUUGCCAGAGACAUGGGUGAGACAAGAAGACCCUGAAAAGACUCCAUCACAGAGCAGUGAGGUGGAGCCUGACGACAUGUCCAGUCCAAAGAUGUCUCCAAAAAGGAAAAUCAUCUCUUUCAGCAUUAAUAAUUCUGUGGUCAAACCAUCAGUGGCAGCUCCAUCUUCUGCUAAGGUAACGUCUAGAAUGGACAGCUAUGAAAGCAGGAAGCCCUAUGGCCACUGGGUUCGAGUCAAAUCAGGCCAAUCCAACGCACGCAAACACACACUCGCCACUUCACAGUAGUGUGGCAGAGUGCAUGGACACUUUAAAUACUUUGUACAUAUGUUUCAUAAUUUUUCAGCUGGCGUUUUCUUUCAGAUGUAAAAGAGUUAAGUUGGAAGAAAUGAGGAAUCCGCUCAGGUGGGAUUAUUUUUUUGCAGUUGUAUAUUGUGAUUCAAUAAAGAUAUUUAUUUGAUAAAAA